AUGCUGGCGCCGCCCGUGCUGAGCUGGUGGCCGCCGAAAUGUCCUGCAGCUUCUCAUACAGCUCUCCCUGAGCCAUUGAAGACAGAAGCCUUCGCUGUGGGCAGAAAGACCCUGUCGCUUUGCCUUGUGGCCCUCGGUGGAGGUCGAUUUCGGCGGAGCCAGCGGAGUGCCCUUCGCAGCACUGGUGCUGCCUGUGUGGUGGUGAGUGGCCUCCCAGGAUCUGGGAAAAGCACACUUUGCCGUUUGCUGUGUGCGGCAUUUGAAGCCAGUGCGUGGGUCAAUCAGGACCAGUUUUCAGGUUCUGUGAGAACAAAGGAUCUAUUUCUCAGGGCGGUCGAGAGCAGCCUUGAAGAUGCACUUCAACAGAGCACAGCCCUGGUGUGCAUCGACAAGGUGAAUCUACAAAAGGUGCACCGACGCGAGAUCUUGGAUCGAGCAGAAGAAGUUGGGUGGAAGGAGAAGGGUGGCCUUUUGCUCCUUUGCGAGCUGAGCUCCGACAUGAUGCAUUGCAAGUCGCGCAUCGAAGGGCGAGGCGUUGCCCACCGGUCCUUGUACCCGAGACAAGACUUGCAGGUGAUUCUGCAACGUCAUUCCCGUCAGUCCCAGCCGUUGGAUGAGGAGGAGCUGGAGGCCUUUCAUAAGCGAGUCACGAUCGAUGCCAAAACGGAGGCAGUGGACAAAGCCUUCCAGGUCAUCACCACACUGCGGCUUUUGGGCUGGGCCCCUCGGCUGAGGCCCUUGGGCAUCGCCCAACCUGAGGCGCAGGAGUGGGUGAAGUUCCCCAAAGUGGACCAGCGGCCAACCUUCUACUGGAAUCGUCGGACCGAGCAGUCCAGGUGGUCUUUGCCCAGCGGUUUAGAAGCCGCCUGGCAAGGUGCUCCCGACGAACACCGGCCCUUCUGA
Messenger RNA from Durusdinium trenchii, 903 nucleotides. NCBI's taxonomy places the organism in Eukaryota, Dinophyceae, Suessiales, Symbiodiniaceae. The record is from the annotation of a GenBank genome assembly.